AUGGCGGCGGCCGAUUGUGCGUCGCUGCUCUCAGGGCCCCCUAACUCAAUAACGGCGGGAGGAGCAGUCGCGGGCGGCGGCGGCGGCGGCGGCGGCGGGUCUCUCCAGAGCAGCCGGAGCGGCGGCUGCCUUUGGAGGCGGCUGUCGAAGCGCGCUGCGGCGCGUCUUGUUUGCAGGCUCUGGCACUGCCUGUUGCUAGCAGUGGCGGAGGCUGCUGGGGGUGGGAGAGGUGGAGGCGACACGGCGGAAGGAAGGAAACCAGCCACCGCCGCCGCCGCCGCCCCCACUGAGCCAAGUUUACGCAAUUUGCAGCGCCGCGCCAGGGCGGCGUGCGGAGCUAAAUUAAGGGGCAGAGCUGUCGCGCGGAGCAGCGCCGCCCGACGAUGGAUUCUACUGCCGAAACGCUCCGAAAUAGUUGCAUCCGCAAAACUUGGAAAUGGGCCGCACAGAGGAGGUGGGCGCCGGGAAGGGCUAGUCGCCGAAUACGCGUGA
Messenger RNA from Schistocerca gregaria, 492 nucleotides. Its product is annotated as alanine and glycine-rich protein-like. NCBI's taxonomy places the organism in Eukaryota, Metazoa, Arthropoda, Insecta, Orthoptera, Acrididae. The transcript has 2 exons. Bases 1 to 492 code for a protein of 163 amino acids. The record is from RefSeq and is a predicted model, not a curated record.